AUGUAUCAACCACCACUCCCAUUUCCCGGGAGGGUGAGGAAGAGUAUAGACAAGACGCAAUAUGGUAAAUUCCUUGAACUUCUAAAACAAUUGCAUAUUAAUGUACCUUUCCUCGAUGCGUUGGGUCAAAUGUCGCGUUAUGCAAAGUUCUUGAAAGAUUUACUCACCAAUAAGAGAAAGCUAGAAGAGUCAACUACGGUUUUGCUAGGGGAGGGAUGCUCCGCUUACAUGUGCCAUCAACCACAAAAGCUCACGGACCCCGGAAGCUUCACCAUCCCGUGUCAAAUUGGCGAAGCCGAGUUUAAGAGAGCUCUAGCGGACUCCGGGGCAAGUAUCAAUAUAAUGCCUUUUUGUCUCUUUAAGAAAGGGGCAAGUAUCAAUAUAAUGCCUUUUUGUCUCUUUAAGAAAUUAGACUUGGGCAAUCUUAAGCCCACUCGCAUUUGUAUCCAGUUGGCCGAUAGAUCAAUCAAGCCCACUCGCAUUUGUAUCCAGUUGGCCGAUAGAUCAAUCAAGCAACCCAGCAUUUGUAUCCAGUUGGCCGAUAGAUCAAUCAAGCAACCCAAGGGGGUUGUAGAAGAUGUGUUAGUGAGGGUAGACAAGUUUAUUUUUCCCGUGGAAUUUGUCAUUAUUGACAUGGAUGCUGAUCAGGAGGUGCUAUUGAUUCUAGGUAGGCCGUUCUUGGCCACCGCUUGGGCCCUCAUCGAUGUAGGGAACGGGAAACUUGUCCUAAGCGUAGGAGACAAAUGUGCUACCUUCGAUGUGUCGAAGUUGACUAAGUACCCUAUGACCACAGAUGAUGCGUGCUACUUUGUGGAUGUUUUCCAUGAGCACGUUAAUUCUAUUUACCCCAAUCUUGUGGGUAAAUUGAAAGACAACGCCCUCUUGAGAGUCUUGGAUAGUAAUGAUGACCUUGAAUCUUUUACUUUUGAUAAUAAUGCUUCAAUUAAUGAGAAUGAUGAUGCUUUACAUGAGAUAGUGUGUGUUGAGGAGGUGAUGGAUGGAAAUGAAGGGGAUGAAUUGUUGCAUAAUGAGAAAAUAAAUGAGAAAAAGAAUAUAGUAGACGAGAAAGAAGUGAAAAGUGAACUUAAAACCUUACCAGAUAGUCUACAAUAUGCCUUUCUAGGAGAAAAUUCGACUUUAACGGUAGUAAUCUCAUCAAAACUAGAUGAAAAUCAACAAGACAAGCUUGUGAACUUGUUAGGAAAAUAUAAAGGAGCAAUAGGGUGGAAGUUACAAGACUUAAAAGGCAUAAGUCCUAGCAUGUGUACGCAUAAGAUCUUGUAG
Ipomoea triloba (trilobed morning glory) is the source of this 1284-nucleotide messenger RNA. RefSeq lists its product as uncharacterized. Bases 1 to 1284 code for a protein of 427 amino acids. The record is from RefSeq and is a predicted model, not a curated record. The transcript has 2 exons. Lineage: Eukaryota; Viridiplantae; Streptophyta; Magnoliopsida; Solanales; Convolvulaceae.